GGAAAUACGGUGUCAGAUUCACGGUUAGAUCAAAACAAAUAAAGACUAGCUUGUUAGGGAGCUCAGAGUUAUAUUUUCUGUCAUCACCCGGAAUCACAUACGUCUUAACAUGGAUGAAACACUUUUUCAGCUAAAGUUCACCUCCAAGCAGCUGGAGAGAUUGGCCAAAAAGGCAGAGAAGGAGUCUGAAAAGGAGCAGGCCAAGGUCAAGAAGGCUCUGACUCAGAAAAACGUGGAAUGUGCCAGAGUUUACGCUGAGAACUCCAUCCGGAAAAAAAAUGAGGGUCUGAAUUGGCUGCGCAUGGCAUCUCGAGUUGACGCGGUGGCCUCUAAAGUCCAGACUGCUGUCACAAUGAAGGCGGUGACCAAAAACAUGGGCCAGGUGACAAAGGCCCUGGACAAAGCUCUGAACUCCAUGGACCUCCAAAAGGUCUCUGCUGUCAUGGAUAAGUUUGAAACCCAAGUCCAGAACCUCGAUGUGCACACUUCAGUGAUGGAGGACUCCAUGAGCUCUGCAAUGACACUGACCACACCUCAGGAGCAGGUGGAUGACUUGAUCCACCAAAUAGCAGAGGAAAGUGGUCUGGAGGUUAUGGACCAGCUCAAUCAGUUGCCUGCAGGAGCCACUUCGGUGGGCGCAGAGAGCUCACGCAGUCACGAUAAGGAGGACCAGCUGUCUAGACGGUUGGCUGCUCUGCGGAACUGAGAGCUCGUCCAGAGAGAGGUGAUGAAGCCUACGGCUGCGUGGAAGCAGACGAACUUAACGACGGCAACAGGAGCUGCCUGUGUUUCUAUUGAACUGUUCGUACCGGGAGGACUUAAUGAGACUAUUGAUUACCAUCCCCUUGUUCUAUAAAUAUACACACACACACAUACACACACACACACACACACACACAGGAU
Molecule: messenger RNA, 903 nt
Organism: Scomber japonicus (chub mackerel)
Lineage: Eukaryota; Metazoa; Chordata; Actinopteri; Scombriformes; Scombridae
Gene: chmp1a
Product: charged multivesicular body protein 1A
Exons: 7
Coding region: 110-706 (198 amino acids)
Biological process (GO): late endosome to vacuole transport; protein transport; endosome transport via multivesicular body sorting pathway
Cellular component (GO): multivesicular body; ESCRT III complex
Source: RefSeq, a predicted model, not a curated record